Messenger RNA from Rhagoletis pomonella (apple maggot), 1467 nucleotides. Its product is annotated as WD repeat-containing protein 18. Gene Ontology annotation, biological process: DNA-templated DNA replication; rRNA processing. The transcript is spliced from 2 exons. Gene Ontology annotation, molecular function: protein binding. The coding region runs from base 107 to 1435 and encodes 442 amino acids. The record is from RefSeq and is a predicted model, not a curated record. Gene Ontology annotation, cellular component: nuclear pre-replicative complex. NCBI's taxonomy places the organism in Eukaryota, Metazoa, Arthropoda, Insecta, Diptera, Tephritidae.
GACAGCUGCGAUCUGAAUCACAAACAUAAACAAAGGCACGUGUAAUCACAGGCGAAUCAAGUUCCAUAUUACCAAAUAAUCGAAGUUUUCAGUUAACAAAAUAUCAAUGGCGGAAUUAAUAGAGGUACUUUUUACCAGUGAUUCCAAUGAAAAUCGAGCAUCCAUUACUGCGUGGGACUACAGAACAGGAACCAAUUUAAUGGUGUACAAGGGAGGUGGCGUCGUCCAACAACGCGCCAUUUCUUUAUUGAGGGGCCACUAUGUCGUGGCUGCAAAUAGCACCAAGCCUCUUCUGCACGUUUGGCCUUUUAAUUCACAACAGCAAGUGACCCAUGUACGCUUCGUGUUGCCUGGUCGGGCCAACGCAAUGUCACUUUCACCUGAUACUCAUUAUCUUGUGGCAGCAAUUCAGGAAAACAUCUACAUUUGGCACUUGUCGUCAGGAAAGAUGUUGAACACAAUUUCAAAGCAUUUUCAACCCAUCAACUGUAUACGGUUUGACGAGGACUCGCAUUUUGUUACAGCUGGCCAAGACGGAUCCGUCAUGGUGUGGAACUUGACGACUGUGUGUGCGCGAGAUGACGACAAUCAAACACCAGUGUAUACUUUCACUGAUCAUGGUCUUCCUGUAACAGACGUGCACAUUGGAUUUGGUGGCAUACGAGCGCAUAUGAUGACAGUUUCGCUGGAUCGUACAUGCAAAUUAUAUGAUUUACUUACUGGUAUACAGCUUUUAAAUGUCGUUUUUGCGGAAGCAUUACACAGCGUAGUAGCAAACACUUUAGAAACGGAUGUAUAUGUAGGAACUGCUGAAGGCAAUAUAUAUCAGUUUAGUAUCGAUGGAUGUCCUUCCAAGGAACUCAAUGUUGAAAAGGAGCAUUCAAAUAUUUUUAAAGGACAUAAACAGGGCACCGCAGUUACCUGUUUGGCAAUUUCAAUCGACGCUCGAUCAUUGAUCUCUGGUGGACAGGACGAACAAGUGUGCAUUUGGGAUAUUGGCAGUCGCCAACUCUUAAGAACUAUACAACAUAAGGGCCCUGUAAUGAAUGUAAGACUUCGUCUUUCAAAUCCACAUAUAUUUAAACCAGAGAAUAAACCACCGCGAAAAUUCUCUAAAAACUUGCGACGCAUGCUUGAUCCGCCUGAGGCUAGCGAUGACGAGGAAAUCGAAGUUUUGGUAACUAAAGCAAAUGCGAAUACAGAUUACGAUUGGUAUCCUAUGCCGAAAUAUCCAUUUGAUAAUCGUCAAAAUCCAUCUACAUCGGCGGCAUCUACGACAACUGCCAAGAACAGUUCAGGUGCCGCAACCAAAACUACGGAUGAAGAGGCGGCAAAGGAAAUCGAAAGAUUGCGAGCAGAAGUUCAACAUCUAAAGCUUGUCAAUAAACAACUAUUUGAAGUUUCUACAAAACAAUUACUGGAAUCGAAGAAAUAGCUGUAUGCUUUGUACUGAUUCUAUUAUUGAUU